This is a messenger RNA of Xyrauchen texanus (razorback sucker), 1289 nucleotides long. Its product is annotated as ADP/ATP translocase 3. The record is from RefSeq and is a predicted model, not a curated record. Gene Ontology annotation, biological process: mitochondrial ADP transmembrane transport; mitochondrial ATP transmembrane transport. Bases 110 to 1006 code for a protein of 298 amino acids. The transcript has 4 exons. Gene Ontology annotation, cellular component: mitochondrial inner membrane. NCBI's taxonomy places the organism in Eukaryota, Metazoa, Chordata, Actinopteri, Cypriniformes, Catostomidae. Gene Ontology annotation, molecular function: ATP:ADP antiporter activity.
UCUCAAACCGUUCUUUCGGCCAUUUCGAAUCAGCCGGCAUUCCACGCUAGUCUUGCGCCUGAGCGUGAUUGACCUCUUGAAGCUAAACCUCUCUUAAGAACAUCCAACAAUGAACGAGACCGCCAUCUCUUUCGCCAAGGACUUUUUGGCUGGUGGGAUAGCCGCUGCCAUCUCUAAAACUGCCGUGGCCCCCAUUGAGAGAGUCAAGCUGCUGCUUCAGGUGCAAUAUGCUAGCAAACAGAUUACAGUGGAUAAGCAGUACAAGGGCAUUAUGGACUGCGUGGUACGUAUUCCCAAGGAGCAGGGUUUCCUGUCGUUCUGGAGAGGGAACUUGGCGAACGUCAUCAGAUACUUCCCCACCCAGGCCCUCAACUUUGCUUUCAAGGACAAGUACAAGAAGGUCUUCCUUGAUGGUGUGGACAAGCGCACCCAGUUCUGGAGGUACUUCGCUGGUAACCUGGCCUCCGGUGGUGCUGCCGGUGCCACAUCCCUCUGCUUCGUCUACCCUCUCGACUUCGCAAGAACCCGGCUGGCCGCUGAUGUCGGCAAAGCUGGAGAAGGGAGAGAGUUCACUGGUCUGGGUAACUGCUUGGUAAAGGUCUUCAGGUCUGACGGCCUCAAAGGUCUGUACCAGGGCUUCAACGUGUCUGUGCAGGGUAUCAUCAUUUACAGAGCUGCCUACUUUGGAAUCUAUGACACAGCCAAGGGUAUGCUGCCAGAUCCCAAGAACACCCACAUUGUUGUCAGCUGGAUGAUUGCUCAGUCUGUGACUGCUGUUGCUGGUAUUGCAUCUUACCCCUUCGACACAGUCCGUCGUCGUAUGAUGAUGCAGUCUGGACGCAAAGGAGCUGACAUCAUGUACACUGGCACAAUUGACUGCUGGAAGAAAAUUUUACGUGAUGAGGGUGGCAGGGCUUUCUUCAAAGGAGCCUGGUCUAAUGUUCUCCGAGGCAUGGGUGGUGCCUUUGUGCUGGUCUUGUAUGAUGAGUUGAAAAAGGUCAUUUAGACCUUUCUUGUCCACCAUUCGAUGUGAGAUGUUUUACUGUAACAUAUCUUGUACAUUUGGAAGGACUCUCAAAUUCCGCCUUAUUUAUAGGGACCAACUAGUAUGUCAGCACUAGUUGUACUGGAGGAAGUUCUUUUUGCUUUUUUCCUUGUCUUUUUUUUCCUCACCAUACUGUCAUUCCCAGAGUGAAAGAAUGCCAGGUACUAAUAUCUACCUGUUUUCCAGCCGGUCUGUUUUUAGUCAUUACACCAAUAAAGACCCUCUGAAUGAACCUACACCAUAA